CCGAGGAGCGCAAAGCAAGAGCACUUUCUCUUUGAGCGCGCGUGAGCCGGUUCACACUCAGGCAGGAGGAGUCACAUGACGGCAGCGGAGUCCGAGAGCGCGAGACCGAGACCGAGAGCGCGAGCAGAGCGCUGCUUCGUUCCGCCUCGCGCCGCCGCCAUUCCGCGCUCUGCGCCCUAACGCGAUUUUUAUUGCGACAUUUUACUCCCGCUCGAAGAGCCAUCAGAAAAGGAUGACUGGUAAGAGUCAGACAAGCAACGUGACCAACAAGAAUGACCCACGUUCCCUCAACUCCAGAGUCUUUAUUGGCAACCUCAACACAGCCAUCGUUAAGAAGGCCGACAUAGAAGUCAUCUUUGCCAAGUACGGCAAGAUCGUGGGCUGCUCCGUUCACAAGGGCUACGCCUUCGUCCAGUACAUGAGUGAGAGGAACGCCCGGGCCGCCGUUGCUGGCGAGAAUGCCCGGAUCAUAGCAGGACAACCGCUGGAUAUCAACAUGGCUGGAGAGCCCAAACCAUACAGGCCUAAAGCUGGCUCUAAAAGACCCCUCUCUGCCGUAUACAGUGGAUAUGAAUUUGACUAUGACUAUUACCGUGAAGAUUUCUAUAAUCGGCUCUUUGACUAUCACGGACGCGUGGCCCCGCCUCCAAGGGCCGUCAUCCCUCUGAAACGCUCGCGCGUCGUGGUGCCGUCAACGCGGAGAGGAAAGACUUCGUUCUCCAUCAAAACCUCCACUUCUUCGUCCUCAAGGCCACCUUCAUCCUCCUCCUCCUCCUUUUCCUCUGGCCUCAAGCCUUUUCAAAUGGAAGGCAGUGGGACUCGUGUCAUCCCAGAUGGCAGGGAGAUUAUGAAGACGGAUCAACUCCAGACAAUCAAGCGUGAGCUGACUCAGAUCAAGCUGAAGAUCGACUCUCUCCUGGGCCGUCUGGAGAAGAUAGAGAAGCAGCAGAGAGCCGAGGCGGAGGCUCAGAGGAAAUAUGAGGAUAACUGUGACUCACUACAUGAGGAGUCCGUGUCAGAGACGGCGGAGAACUCGGCUGAGGAGGCAGGCGAAGGGACGCUAGACGCAGAGGCUGGAGAGAUGACUGACGGCGGAGAGGAUGACUACGACGAAGAGGGCAGCACUGAUCUGAUAGAGAACCAUGUGUCUGACAUUGACAACUAAAGGCCGUGCCAAAUGGGAAAUCAACGCUGCUUUGUCACUGCAGUGUCAGGGGGAAGGAGGGAUGACAUGAAACUGUGAGAAAAGCUUCAAAGAAAGGGAAAAGGAAAAUUGAACUGAUAACUUUUAGAGAGACAAUGAGAGCAGGCAUGUGAUUGGUCCUGGUGAGAGGUGAAGCAGCACUCAUGGACAAAUCUCUCACGGCCAGUCAUUAUCAAUCGCUCAGCAUUUCACUGGCCUUCAUUUGAUUACCUUGAAAUAUUCAUUCGUUAAGAGGAUGGAGCUUAACAUUGCUUGUAUAGAGUGAAAAUAAAAAAUGAACUACUCAGACCUGAUUAUAUGCUUUUUUAAAGUGGUUUUACACAUAUAUUAUGAUUUGUCGUGGCAUUAUACGAUGCAUAAUUUUGGUUCUCCAUGUGUAAUCUUCCAGCUUGAAUAUUCCAGCUUGUUUUAUUUUCAUUAAAUGUCUAAGCGAAUUCAACUUUUUUAUCUGUGAUAAUCCAUGUAAAUAUAGUGGCACUCCAGUGUGUGUGUG
Ictalurus punctatus (channel catfish) is the source of this 1697-nucleotide messenger RNA. Its product is annotated as RALY RNA binding protein like. The transcript is spliced from 10 exons. Lineage: Eukaryota; Metazoa; Chordata; Actinopteri; Siluriformes; Ictaluridae. Gene Ontology annotation, cellular component: nucleus. Gene Ontology annotation, molecular function: RNA binding. The record is from RefSeq and is a predicted model, not a curated record. The coding region runs from base 233 to 1165 and encodes 310 amino acids.